Molecule: messenger RNA, 2007 nt
Organism: Cladocopium goreaui
Lineage: Eukaryota; Dinophyceae; Suessiales; Symbiodiniaceae
Source: the annotation of a GenBank genome assembly
AUGGCGGGCUCUAGGAAGUUGGUUUUGUCCGACUACCAUAUCUCCGCUCUGGUGAUCAACCGUCCAAAGGGUUCGCCGAAAGACUUGUCAGCGAAAGCCCCUUCUCCCCGCAAAGCCCGAGCUCUUUGGUUUUCAGGAGAGGAGGUGCCCAUUGAGUCUAGCGAAGCCGAAAAUCUUGAUCCAUCAGCUUUGUUGGGCAGAGUCCAGCAUGGUUCGGAAUACCACAGCCGACAUCCAAGCUGGCUUGAGGGGCGUCUGAAGGGGUUGAUGACCGGAAAAGCAGUGAGCGAGGAAGAGUUCGAAGAGAGCGAAGAGGACAGCCGAAAGCUCGGAGGAGCUCGAUUUCCAGAGCCUGCUCCAGGCCCAGAUGGCCGCGGGCGGGGAUCCGUCCAGCUUGGUACCUUUGAUGAUGUGCCAAAUGAUGAUGGAGAAAAGGAAGCCCAAGCCCCACCGGAAUCGCAGCCGCCACCGAAAAAAGUCUUCCAGCUCCAGUUCAAGUGGUGGCUCGAGUUCAGACGCUGUGGACAUCGGCGGGUCCGACAAGGGCAUGAAAUCAGUUCGGGCUUUAGAAGCGGAUCACCAGAUAGAGAGUUCGAACGAGAAGCCAUCGAGGAGCUAGGAGUGGUGCCAGGAGCUCCAUGGACAGUCAAGGGCUACAUCAAGCGCUUCCACUGGGGCAAGUUCAAGGGGCUGUAUCGGUGCGCUAUCGAGGACGUAGCCGUCUACGAGAUGUUGCGGCAGAAGGAAUACGAGAGCACCACGGCUCAGUGCAUUCAGAACAUGAAAUCGAAGAUGCAAGCCGUACUCCAACAAGGCGGGUGGUCCAGCGCUUGGCUCCUGACGGGGCUAAGCGAUCCGCUGCGGCCCCGCGAAUUUGCGGGAACCAAGGAGGAGCUAGCUGCUAGCCGUGGUCUCAGGUUACCUCAACAGCUUGAGCAAGUUGAGGCAGAGAGUCAAGGAGACAGAGGGAUUGGCUGGCGAGGUUUUGAAGCUCAGGAGGAGGCCACGACGGGAUGGCACAUUGAUGAUGCUUUUGUUAUGAACAAGCAUAAUGGCGAGGGCUUCGGUUGUUACCCUAGCAGUGGUGGCUGUGCAGAGGAAAUUGUGCAUAUUUGGGGCUAUGCUGCGGGCAACCUGGUGCGCGCUGAGGGGUGUGAGGUGGCUCGAAACUCCACCUUUAGCGCCCUGCGCCUCCCUUGUCCGUGGAUGAAGCAGCCGCGCUGUGUGAUCUGUCUGACCUCACUUGACCGUGCAUGGCAGGCCCAAAAGGGCAAGCCUCAAAGCGCAAGCGGUGUGCACCUCCAGCACCAGAUGCGGAAGAAGUUUCCAGUGCACCCAGUGGCUCAGGCAGACUUUGCUGCCGGCGCUGCGGGCCCCAUGGUCCAGGUCAUGGCUGAGUUGGCGGAGGUUCCAGUUGCACAGGGCCCGCUAGGGGGCCAACCUCUUGGUCAAGCUCUAGCCAACCCUGACUUUGUUGAGGCUUUGCAUCCUUCGUGCAGAGCAAGCUCACGAAGUGGUGCCAGCAUGUGCCAGCGGUGGGCUCCCAAAUCUGGUGGCCUUGUGGUCAUGGCCGUGGUCGGGCUGGCAAUCCUGUUCCCCAAACUCAUUGCGGCAUUGCUCAUUAUGGCUUUACUGUUGCUGCUGCGGGCCAUCAGCGUUGUGGCUGCAAGGGUCUUUGCGGAAAUUUGGCAUGAAUUGGCUGACACUGCUUUGGCUGGUUUGCAGCCCAGCUGCGUCCUGGAAUACCAUUUGGUAUGGGUGGGUGACUUUGUUUUGAAGCAUUUUGCAAGCAUCUUGGUUUCCACUUCAUCGAUGGCGCUGUUGAGUAUGACAUUGUUGGUUGAGAUUGUCUUCAAGGGCGCUCUUGAGGACGCCUUGGCGGACGAAGCCAAUCCACCCAAGUGGCCGUCGUCGGCGCAUGUCUUCGAUACGACGAUGGAUCCAUCCGAAACCAACUUGACUUGGUCUGAGCUGCCUCCUGUCCUUAGUGAAUUGGUGGUUUCAUAG